AUGGAAAGUAAUCUACUAGCAAGCGUUCAUGGAAACAUAGGACCAGUACUAUACAUCAAAUACCAACAUCCUGGUGGAGAUUCUCCUUUAGAUUCACUACCAGAUGAGCGAACAAAAAAUAAAUCUCCACAAGAAGAUACUUUACCUAGCAAUAAUCAGGAAAAUGCUAGUGAACAGCCUCCACAGGUCCACAGAGAACAUUCCGAAAAGCAACUAAAAACAAGCCAUUCACAUGAUAGUAAUCUAGGAAGAUGGUCACAUAAAAGAUCCCAACAACUGGCAAAUCUUGGUGAAGAUGAAGAACCCUUUGCAGAAAGCAGUAUCCGCAGAGGUUUCAUCAGGAAAGUGUAUCUCAUAUUGACAAUUCAGUUGGGAUUAACUGUUGGUAUCAUUUGCUUAUUCAUCUAUUGGAGAUCUCUUAAAAAUUGGGUACAAAGGCAUCCAUGGUUUUGUUAUGCCCUUUUACCAGCAAUUUUGAUUCUGGCUAUUACCCUUGUCUGCUGUGAUCAUGCCCGCAGAAAAGCUCCACUGAACUACAUUUUGUUGUUAAUAUUUACAAUUCUUGAGGGUAUGUUUCUUGGAUCAAUUGCAAGCUUCUUUGAUGCUGUUGGGGUAAUGUGGGCUGUUGCUGUCACAGCGUUGGUUACAUUGGGGCUUUGUCUUUUUGCUCUUCAGACAAAAUGGGACCUCACCAUCACAUCUGGAGUCCUGCUGGCUAUGUUUAUUGUGUUUCUCACUUCUGGAAUACUUUUUGCCAUCCUGCAAACCAAGUUGCUGAUAAUAUUAUAUGCUGCAGCUGGAGCUUUACUUUUUGCCAUCUAUCUGGUGGUGGAUACUCAGUUAAUGCUGGGAAAGACGCACCGCUACACACUGAAUCCUGAUGACUACAUUUUUGCAGUACUGAAUGUCUACAUUGACAUUAUCAAUAUGUGGCUAUUCAUACUACAAUUUGUUGGUUUUGUGAAGUAA
Messenger RNA from Gekko japonicus, 969 nucleotides. RefSeq names its product protein lifeguard 1 (gene TMBIM7). The record is from RefSeq and is a predicted model, not a curated record. Lineage: Eukaryota; Metazoa; Chordata; Lepidosauria; Squamata; Gekkonidae. Bases 1 to 969 code for a protein of 322 amino acids. Gene Ontology annotation, cellular component: membrane. The transcript has 9 exons.